CGCAGUCGAUCACCUCUACGAGUAGCCCAACGUAAAUCAUACAUGUACAAAACAUUAUUGCCAUGCCAAGUCUAGUUUCAUUACCAUCGUUGGAACUGCCGCUUUUUAAUAUGGAAACUGAUGACAAGAAGACUGGAAGAUGCAGGACAGGAAACUUAAAGUCUCGGCUGCAAGCUAAAUUACUACAGGCAACGAACACAGAGGGACUUUGUUUGGAAGAGAUGGCUCAGUGGUCACAGUCACUAGAAAGACUUUUAUCUUCAAAGUGUGGGAUGAAAAUAUUUCAGGCUUUCCUGAAGUCAGAGUUCAGUGAUGAAAACCUUGAGUUUUGGGUGGUUUGUGAAGAUUAUAAGAAGAUCAGGAGUUCCUUCAGAAUGUCAUCCAGAGCCAAAAAGAUCUUCAAACUCUACAUUCAAGCUGAGGCUCCUAGAGAGAUCAACAUAGAUCACAAGACCAGGGAGCUGAUCCAGACAAACAUAAAGGUUCCUUCUGCGGUUUGUUUUGAUGAUGCCCAAAAGCUCGUCUAUGGGUUAAUGGAGAAGGACUCAUACCCUCGCUUCCUAAAGUCGGACAUUUACAGGACGUUAGUGGACUCUACAUCAGACUCAAUGAGGAUGUAA
Nematolebias whitei (Rio pearlfish) is the source of this 620-nucleotide messenger RNA. Its product is annotated as regulator of G-protein signaling 21-like. The record is from RefSeq and is a predicted model, not a curated record. The transcript has 5 exons. Bases 63 to 620 code for a protein of 185 amino acids. NCBI's taxonomy places the organism in Eukaryota, Metazoa, Chordata, Actinopteri, Cyprinodontiformes, Rivulidae.